CUGUCGGUGGAAGAGAGUAGCCUGUCGUCGGUAGCCCGUACGGACCGAAAAUACAAGUCGAGCACUGCUGGACUUCGGACCGCUUCACAGCCUGGGUUGCCGUCGAGCAUCUUCUUUUGAUAAAAAUUAUAUAUAUUUCGUUUUGCAUCCUGACUUUUCCUGAUUGGGAGCUGCUGGGGACAUUUGCUGUCAGCUAACUUCCACAAUAGGUCGCUGCGUCGCUGGACUGCUGCAUGUGUUUUCUUUUAGCUUAACAGUUUGACUCCAGCCCUUCCAGCCGUGCCCAAUGCUGAGGAAUGGAUAGUGUGUCUGCUAAAGGUGGAAAGAUGGUCGAGAGUGAUGAACAGAGGGAUAGCGGCGGUGGCGCAGCGAUGGCCGCACUACAUCAAUGCGAACUCAUCCAGAAUAUGAUUGAAAUCUCCAUCUCCAGUUUACAGGGGUUACGGACCAAAUGCGCCGCGUCCAACGACCUCACACAGCAAGAAAUACGCACUUUAGAGGUGAAGCUGAUGAAAUACAUCUGUAAACAGCUGCAGUGCAAGCAGAAAGUGCCAGAGACAGAGAGGCCCGAGGCCCUGGACAGCUACCCGCACUUACGGGACUGGCUACGCACCAUCAACCUGCGACCGGAGCUUAUCGAGGCAGUAGAAGCAAAGUUGUCCCUGGAUGCCUUACUGCAGAUGUCAGGUGCUCAGGUGAGGGAUACGAUGCGAAGACUUGGUUCCAGUUCAGAAGAAUGUGCCAGGCUCAGUGCUGCCCUCUCUUGUCUAAAGAGUGCCACUGAAUCAGGGGGUGAACUGAGAGAAGACGGCAGUCCCUGGUUGUCUGAGCCCACAAGGAGGGACAGUGGUUCCCUACUGACUGCAGACCAGCUAACCGGCCUGGGGACUCCACACCGCGGCCACAGUCCCUCACCUCUUGCCCGCCCAUCCGCCAUCCAUUCCACGCCAUCAACCCCUUGCGCUACCUUCCCUCAUCCCCGCUCAGGCUCGGUGUCAGCGGCGCCCACUCCUGAGGCGCUGGCGUCAUACUGCCACGGUGACAGCCCUCUUACAGAUCCUUUCCCCAUGUCAUUACAUCGCACAGCUCGGCUCCACGGACACACUUCCACCCCGCCCAUAACUCCGCCCUCGAAGAGGCGUCACCGACUGAAGCCCCCCUGCACCCCUCCGCCUCCGUCCCGCAAAGUGCUGCAUCUGCUUCCCAACAUCACCCUGACACGCAGCAAAAGCCACGAGUCCCAGCUGGGCAACCGCAUCGAGGACCCACCCACCAACAAGUGUGUUAAAAAGAAUAAGUUGCUGCUGAAUAUGCAAGUUAACGGGAAUGGAUGUGAGGACUUGCCUUCUCGUUACCCCGUCAUGUCUGCGAGAACCCCUGGAGUCGCCCCAGCUGCCACCACAGCAUCUUACACCCUGCCUGGCACGCCCACCCUCAUGGAGGAGCACAGCACCAUUAAGAAUAAUGUAGCAGGGCAUCGCAACUCUCCACAAGCAGUGAGGAGGGACAUCGGCCUGGCAGUCACACACAGGUUUUCUACCAAGUCCUGGCUGUCCCAGACAUGUCAGGUGUGCCAGAAGAACAUGAUGUUUGGGGUGAAGUGCAAACACUGUCGGUUAAAGUGCCACAACAAAUGCACAAAGGAAGCCCCAUCCUGCAGAAUCUCCUUUCUACCAAUCGCCAAAAUUCGGAGGACUGAGUCUGUUCCCUCUGAUAUAAAUAACCCUGUUGACCGGCCGGCAGAAGCACCGCAGUUUGGCACACUACCAAAGGCCAUUACAAAAAAGGAUCAUCCUCCAGUACUGAACCAGCUGGACUCCAGCAGCAAUCCGUCCUCCACCACUUCGUCCACACCAUCCUCCCCAGCACCCUUCCAGCAGAGCAACCCCCCCAGCGCCACUCCACCACCCAACCCCUCACCCAAAGGCCAUCGGGAUAGCCGUUUCAACUUCCCCGCUGCCUGUUACUUUCAGCAUAGACAACAGUUUAUCUUCCCCGAUGUCUCCAGUCCUGCUCAUUUGCACCCGGAUGUCCUCCAUGACACUGUUUCUAUGUAUCGCACCAGUGAGAUUGAGCCGUCAGCGGAUGACAUCCAUGGUGAGCUGGUUGAAGAUGACGAUGAAGAGGCAGGAGAGGAGGAAAUUGAGGUUGAAGAUGAAGACGGCGAAGCGGAGGAUGAUAAUGAGGAUGAUGAUGAGGAGAAUGAGGACGAUGAGGAAGAUGAGGAUGAUGGCGAGGACAUGAGGAUGAACGUGGGUUCAGACGGUGAGUGCGAUGAGCUGGAUGAUCUCCCCAGCUCUCGGGGAAACCAGUGGAAGGGCCCCAUCUCCCGCAAAGCCAGCCAGACCAGCGUCUACCUGCAGGAGUGGGACAUCCCCUUUGAGCAGCUGGACCUCGGAGAACUCAUAGGAAAGGGCCGAUGGGGCAAAGUGCACAAGGGUCGGUGGCACGGAGAAGUGGCUAUCCGACUUCUUGAGAUUGAUGGGAACAAUCAGGACCAUCUGAAGCUCUUUAAAAAGGAGGUGAUGAACUACAGGCAGACGAGACACGAGAAUGUGGUUCUCUUCAUGGGGGCCUGCAUGGCUCCGCCCCACCUGGCCAUCAUCACCAGCUUCUGUAAAGGGAGGACACUGUAUUCAGUUGUUAGAGACACUAAAAACACUCUGGAUAUCAAUAAGACACGACAAAUUGCUCAGGAGAUUGUAAAGGGAAUGGGCUAUCUACAUGCUAAAGGAAUCGUUCACAAAGACUUGAAGUCAAAGAACGUUUUUCAUGAUACCAAUAAAGUCAUAAUCACAGACUUUGGGCUGUUUGGGAUUUCUGGAGUUGUUCAGGAGGGGAGGCGUGAGAACAAACUAAAACUUCCACAUGGCUGGAUUUGUUAUCUCGCACCAGAGAUUGUGCGCAGGAUGAGCCCAGGUAACAAUGAGGACCGCCUUCCUUUUUCCACAGCUGCAGAUGUGUACGCCUUUGGCACUAUUUGGUAUGAGCUUCAAGCUAGGGACUGGCCAAUCACCAACCAGCAUGUGGAAGCUACCAUCUGGCAGGUGGGGAGCGGAGAGGGCAUAAAGAAGGUCUUGGCAGAGAUCAGCCUGGGCAAGGAGGUCACUGAGAUCCUCUCUGCCUGCUGGGCGUACGACCUGAGGGAGAGGCCGACCUUCACCCAGUUGGCCGACAUGCUGGAGAAGCUUCCCAAACUCAACCGCAGGCUCUCCCACCCUGGACACUUCUGGAAGUCUGCAGAGUUGUAGCAGUCACUCUGAAACAUAAGCAAUGCAAAACAAAGCCUGGGUCUGCCUUGCAUGCUCCUGUAUCCUUAACUCUUGCAGGAUUGAUCAAAGCAUUGCCUCUGCCUGAAACAGACACUGCUUCCACUAAUCCACAGUCUGAUCUUCCAUGUCUAACCGUUACGUUUUCUCGUUGGGAAGAGAGGAUCGGUGGAGCGAGUGAGGUGUGGCGAGGGAGGGAGAGAGGGAGGGGGGGGACACAGCUGUCGUCUUUCACGCUUUCCCUCCUUUUCGGCUAAUAUCUCUUUGCCUUCCUUAUGGUUUUGUUCUGUGAUGUUGUGUGGGACUCUGAGGCUUGUGGUGUCUGUACUGAGACUGACUGGUGUGCUGUGGUCUGUGCCUGCUGAUGGCUGCCCUGUCCUCGGCCCGCUCACCUUCUCUGUGCUGCUGUGAUGUGGUUGUUCUCGCCGGGGCCCUGACCACACGGCUCUUCUUCUCUCUGAAACACACAAACAAAACACACUGCUGGACAUAAAAUGGACCCUUCUACCAAACGGACCGCUUCAUUUAUCUGUGUUUUCCCCCGAGGGGACGUACACAUUUGCAGGCUGAGUGAUGUUCUCAAACCAACUGCCUCUCUGCUCCUCUCUCUCAGUAUUGUGUGGUGGCAUGUGCUGAGAUAGUCACCAGCCCAUGUCUAGACACAAAAUGCACUUUGUCAACAGGAAAAAAAAAAAAAAUCAUGAAAACUUUUUUGUUGUUGUUGUUUAGUUUGGUUUUAAAUAGUCAUAUUGCAGUGUUUUCUUUUUGUUGUUUUUCUUCAGAAGGGUCUCAGAGGCUUGGACAGUGUGAUAUGCUCACUUGUAUGUUGUCUUUUUGGAGUAUAACUUGGUGAAUUCACUGUUUAUUGGAUGCAUUUGAAAACAGAGCACUGAUGAAGACUUGUGUAUGCUAAACGACAGGUGAAAUGUUCCCUUCAUCAUUCACAAUCCACAUGGGAAUAUAAUAAUGCUGGCUCUCUAUGAUUAAAGACUUUUAAUAAUAAUGUCCAUCCAUUGAAGUGUAAAGUGCACCUUAUAACAAUAUGAGUUAUUUCGAAAGAUCCUUCUUUCAAGAGUGAUUUCAUUCUCUCGCGCAAAAAAAAUAUAUAAAUCAGGAACCUGGCGCAAAAGUGUCCUAUAUCUUCCUAAAACAUUACCUCUUGUGCGCGCUUGUGUAUACUGUUUGUGAUUGCUGGCUUCAGUUGGCGUGCUUGUAUUUAUGUGUUGUGUGUGUGUGUGUGUGUGAGUGUGUGUGUGUGUGUGUGUGUGGGUGCACGUGUGACUGAAUACGUAGGGUUCGUGAAAGACUGCAGUAAAUGUUGUGUUGCAAAUCCAAUGGUAUGUACUGUACAUACAUUAUUUAAUGUAUAGCAAAUGGACAUGAUUCUUCUAAUAUUUGUAUAAACAUUUUAUAUGUAAAAUACAUCACAACAUUUUUGAAUAGGUACUGCUAUGGCUAUUACAGAUGUAUAUAUAUUUAUAUUUUUUUCAUGUAUAAAAAGCUGUACAAUUUUUUAGAAUGGGCCAAUACAUGUUUUUUUAUGUUAUUGUAAAAAUUCAUAUUUUUGUAUUGCAUGUGACUACCAUUCUGUACACGCAAUUUCUGUUUUCAUCCAUGAGAAAUAAAAUGAGGCUUGUC
Molecule: messenger RNA, 4907 nt
Organism: Centropristis striata (black sea bass)
Lineage: Eukaryota; Metazoa; Chordata; Actinopteri; Perciformes; Serranidae
Gene: ksr1a
Product: kinase suppressor of ras 1a
Exons: 21
Coding region: 297-3251 (984 amino acids)
Biological process (GO): protein phosphorylation
Molecular function (GO): ATP binding; protein kinase activity
Source: RefSeq, a predicted model, not a curated record